GGCUGCGUGCCUGUGUGAGUGAGUCAGAGAGAGAGAAAGCAACGGUGAAAUGGGAACAGAGAGAGAGGAAUCCAAGCUGACAGCAUCCCUAUUAGAGCAUUACUAACUGAGCAAGAGAAGCAGAGAGCUGACUGCAGCAUCGUUCUCAGCUUUAUAGUGGGAUGUACAUUUUAAGGAUUUUAAUAUAAUGUCGUCAUUAAAUCUAUUUCAGAAACCAUGUUUGGUAAUCGACGAUCGAAUAGAUCUGAAAAACUGGAUGACUUUUUUAUUAUACUCUCUGCUCAUUGGGGUUUCAUUUGGAGAGGUCCGUUAUGUUCUUCCCGAGGAGAUGCAGACGGGCUCUGUCAUCGGAAACGUUGCGCGGGAUCUGGGGCUGAAGGUGGCAGAACUUGAUGCUCGUCGAGCCCGGGUUGUUGCAGAAGGAACAAGUCAGCUUUGUGAACUGGACACCUCUUCAGGCAAUCUUUUGAUCAGCCGACGGAUAGACCGAGAGGAGCUGUGUUCGCAAGCCAGCGUCUGCAUUCUACAGUUUCAGCUUUUGCUUGAACAGCCACUUCAAGCAUUCAGUCUAGUUUUGGACAUUGCAGACAUAAACGACAACAGCCCAGUGUUCCCCGCACCGGAGAUAAAAUUAGAUUUAGUAGAAUCUACGGUUUUGGGAAGGCGCUUUCCAUUAGAGAGCGCGCAUGACCCCGAUCUUGGCACCAACUCUGUCCGUGAAUAUAAAUUAAGCCAGAAUGCUCAUUUUACUCUAGAAAUGAACAGCCAAAUAAACGGCAAUGCUUAUCCGGAACUAGUUCUCAAACAACCCUUGGAUCGGGAGGCACGAAAUGAACAUGUACUAAAAAUCAGUGGAAUUGACGGGGGAAAUCCAGUCAGAUCAGGGACGGCUUCUAUCCUUAUCCGUGUUUUGGACGCCAACGAUAAUGUCCCAGUUUUUAGCCAACGAAUUUUCAAAGCAGCUGUGCCAGAGAACGCAGCUAUAGGGACUGCCAUAACAACCCUAAAUGCUACAGACUUGGACGAGGGUGACUAUGGAGAGAUAACGUAUUCCUUCAGUCACCUGUCAGACACUUUGGGUGGAGUUUUUGAAAUCCACCCUCUCAGUGGAGAAGUUAGAGUUGCAGGUGUUAUUGACUAUGAAGAGGCUAGCUCACAUGAGCUGGAUGUUCAGGCAAAAGACGGCGGUGGUCAGGCCUCUCACUGUAAACUUAUAAUUGAUGUCACUGAUGUUAACGACAACAAGCCUGUGAUAGAAAUAAAAUCAGCCUCUGCUAACGUAGCUGAGGACUCCAAACCAGGAACUAUGGUUGCUCUAAUUAAUAUCUAUGACCAGGACACUGGCAGCAGUGGGCGUGUCACUUGUUCAAUAUCAGACAAUGUUCCAUUUAGAUUAGUUUCAGAGGUUAAAAACUAUUACAUGUUAGUGACUGAUGGAGUUCUAGACAGAGAAAUCCAACCAGAGUACAACAUUACAGUUACUGCCACGGAUGCAGGCUCUCCCCAACUCUUUGGUGUAAAAGUAAUUUCAAUCGUGGUUAACGAUGUAAACGAUAACUCACCGACUUUUACGCAGAGCGAGUUUAACGCCAACAUUUUGGAAAACCAACCAAUUGGCACAUUUGUGAUGAGAGUCACAGCACAGGACUCUGACGAUGGGUCUAAUGCUAAAAUUCUUUAUCACAUAUCGAAGGAAACGAGCUCAGGAUUGUCUUUCCUCACCAUCAACUCAGAUACAGGGGAGCUGUUCACAUCACGGGUAUAUGAUUACGAGCAGUCCGUUCACUUCCAGAUUAAGGUGAUAGCGAGAGAUGGAGGCGAGCCUUCACUCUCCACGACAUGUACCGUAAAUGUCUUUAUUAAAGAUCAAAAUGACAACGCACCUGUUAUCCUAUACCCUGUCCAGACCUCUGGUUAUAUUGCCGAGGACAUUGUGCCAACUGAAGCGCCUAGAGGUUACUUGGUUACAAAGGUGGUAGCUGUUGACGCAGACUCUGGCCAUAACGCCUGGCUUUCAUACAGAAUAAUCAAAGCAACACGGUCCAACCUGUUUAUGGCAGAUUUGCACACAGGGGAAAUCAGAACUCUGCGACCAUUCAUGGAGGAAGAUGAACCUAAGCACACUGUUGUCGUUUUGGUAACUGAUAACGGGCGUGAAUCUCUCUCGGCCACUGCGACGGUCAGCAUAAUGCUUGGUGACGGGCUGCCAGUUUUAAGCGAACUUUUUGAGUUUACAGAUGAAUCACAGGACAGAGAUAACUUGACGCUCUAUUUAAUAAUCGCGCUGUCAACCGUUUCUUUACUUUUCAUCCUGUUAAUCAGCGGAGUGUUUUAUUUUAAGCUCUGUCGUCGUGGUUAUGUUUACCGUUCAAGUGCAGCUAGUCUCCCUGUUUUUCCCCCGCCAUAUUGUCCAUCUAGUUUUACAGAUUUUAGCCGUUGUGGGACUUUGUUGAAAGAUGAUAGAUACGACCCUUUCUUAACCACUGGCUCCUGGAGAGGCGACUUUCGUUUUGGAUCAAACACAGACACGGAUACGCUUAAAAAGAGAAGCGCAGCCUAUCAAAAAAACACUCUAAGGCGCCUCAGUACAGACAGGGCCAGUCUGAAGGUGAGGGGAGGGCCACCGCAUCCUUGUUAUGUGGUCAAGUGAGGCAUAUGUUGUAAAGCAACCCCUGUGUUUAAUUAAUCGUUCCCAUUCAGACAAUUCAGUUCCAAUUGCUUCAGUUUUA
Messenger RNA from Melanotaenia boesemani (Boeseman's rainbowfish), 2729 nucleotides. Its product is annotated as protocadherin beta-15. Gene Ontology annotation, molecular function: calcium ion binding. The transcript has a single exon. Gene Ontology annotation, cellular component: plasma membrane. Lineage: Eukaryota; Metazoa; Chordata; Actinopteri; Atheriniformes; Melanotaeniidae. The coding region runs from base 188 to 2650 and encodes 820 amino acids. Gene Ontology annotation, biological process: homophilic cell-cell adhesion. The record is from RefSeq and is a predicted model, not a curated record.